Molecule: messenger RNA, 1439 nt
Organism: Zingiber officinale
Lineage: Eukaryota; Viridiplantae; Streptophyta; Magnoliopsida; Zingiberales; Zingiberaceae
Product: protein BTR1-like
Exons: 8
Coding region: 132-1160 (342 amino acids)
Biological process (GO): regulation of gene expression
Cellular component (GO): cytoplasm; cytosol
Molecular function (GO): mRNA binding
Source: RefSeq, a predicted model, not a curated record
UGACGUGCCUAUAAGAAACUAUUAACGGGAUUUGGGUCAGAGAACGUGUUCGUCUUCAACCCCGCCUCGGUCUCCCCUCCUCUAAUCUCUCCCUCACUCUUCUCAUCUUUGGCUGCCCUAAAUCAUUCGCCAUGGAGUCCCCUGAGCUGCACGGCGACUCCUCUCCCGAAGAUCCCCCUCGGCGAUCACAGCGCCCUCGAUCUCCGAUUCUUGAUGAUAAGGAAAAACAUACGCAUGUGAGACUUCUUGUGUCGAAUGCUAUGGCUGGGAGCAUCAUUGGCAAGGGCGGAUCAACAAUUAAUGACUUCCAGACACAAUCUGCUGCCCGUAUUCAGCUAUCCCGUAACCAUGAGAUAUUUCCAGGAACAUCAGAUAGAAUAAUAUUGAUUUCUGGAACAUUUGAUGAAGUUUUGAAGGCUACAGAACUAAUACUGGAGAAAAUACUGAGUGAGGUAGAAGAUGGUAAUGAUGUUGAAGGAAGAACAAAAGUCAAACUCAUCGUUCCUAACAGCUCAUGCGGUGCUAUUAUUGGGAAAGGAGGGUCAACUAUAAAGUCUUUUAUUGAGGAAUCCCGAGCUGGGAUUAAGAUAUCACCUCAGGAUGAUAACUCUGGCCUAAAUGAUAGGCUGGUUACCUUGGCAGGAUCUUUUGAGGAGCAAAUGCAUGCUAUCUUUCUGAUAUUGUCAAAAUUAAUUGAAGAUCCUCACUAUCCACAAAAAGUAAAUUCACCUUUUACAUAUUCAGGCCUUCCUAGUAAUCCUGUUGGAUAUAUGAUUCCUUCUGCCGGAUACAAUCAUGUGAAUUAUGGACUAAAUGGUGUUGGAGGAAAAUAUCCAAAUAACAAGCAGGGUAUGGCAUCUCCUGCGAUCCUGGCAAGGACUUCUGGUGGGACAAAAGAAGGCCUGAAAAACUCAGUCACAAUUGGCGUUGCAGAUGAGCAUAUUGGAGCUGUUGUUGGACGAGCAGGGAAGAACAUAACGGAGAUAAGUCAGGUUAGUGGAGCUAGGAUCAAGAUUUCAGAUAGAGGCGAUUUCAUUGCUGGCACUUCAGAGAGAAAUAUGUAUAGGAAAGUAACGAUAACGGGAUCACCAGAAGCAAUCCGUGUGGCAGAGGCUAUGAUUAUGCAAAAGGUUUCAGCUUCAGCCAAUUCAGAAACAUGAUUUUGGUUGCUCAAUGCUGCGGAGUAUCCAGAUGACCGUAGCUGCUUCCAUGCGAGAUAAUAUAACUCAGAAUACUGGAUAUUGCUAGGAGAUCAGAUAUUGGAAAACGUGCAUUCCUCUCAAUACAAAUGAAGGAAAAAAUAAUAAUAUUUUUCUUGUACUAGAGGUGAGAUUUUUUGUUGCAGUAUCAUUAGGUGGAGAAUAGCUGUUGUAUUUUCAAGAAUCUCUCCAGUAUGACAAGUCUUCCAUUAAUUCACCAUUAAACCUUUAAAACUUGAA